Messenger RNA from Perognathus longimembris pacificus (Pacific pocket mouse), 3853 nucleotides. It is a transcript of the gene Acvr1c, whose product is annotated as activin A receptor type 1C. Gene Ontology annotation, molecular function: activin receptor activity, type I; ATP binding. Gene Ontology annotation, cellular component: activin receptor complex; plasma membrane. The record is from RefSeq and is a predicted model, not a curated record. The transcript has 9 exons. The coding region runs from base 166 to 1647 and encodes 493 amino acids. NCBI's taxonomy places the organism in Eukaryota, Metazoa, Chordata, Mammalia, Rodentia, Heteromyidae. Gene Ontology annotation, biological process: nervous system development; protein phosphorylation; activin receptor signaling pathway.
CCAGAGUGCCAAGCACCCGCGCCGACUAGAGCCAAGCACACACUUCGAGAGGGUAUCGGGGCUCCCCUCCCGCGCCCCGGGAACUUCAAAGCGGGUCCGCACUGCCCUGGCUGCCCCGCUGCGCUCUGGGGCCUCGCCGAGCCCAGGCGCGGCUGCCUGGUGGCCAUGAACCUGGGGCUGCGCUCCGCGCUCCGCCACGCUUUCCUGCUGUGUGCCGUGGCCGCCGAGCUCUCGGCAGGACUGAAGUGUGUGUGCCUUUUGUGUGACUCCUCAAACUUCACCUGCCAAACAGAAGGAGCAUGUUGGGCCUCAGUCAUGCUAACCAAUGGGAAGGAGCAGGUGAUCAAAUCUUGUGUGUCUCUCCCAGAGCUAAAUGCCCAAGUCUUUUGUCAUAGUUCCAACAAUGUUACCAAAACUGAAUGCUGCUUCACAGAUUUUUGCAACAACAUAACACUACAUCUUCCAGCAGGAUCACCACGUGCUCCCAAACUUGGACCCACAGAGCUGACCAUUGUUGUUACUGUGCCCGUUUGCCUCCUGUCCAUAGCUGCCAUGCUGACACUAUGGGCGUGCCAGGACCGGCAGUGCACUCACAGGAAGAAAAAGAGAUCGAAUGUGGAGGAAGCGCUUUCUGAGUGCAACCUAGGAAAUGCCGGAAAAACCCUGAAAGAUCUGAUCUAUGAUGUGACUGCCUCAGGAUCUGGCUCUGGUCUGCCCCUCUUGGUUCAAAGAACAAUUGCGAGGACGAUUGUACUUCAGGAAAUAGUAGGGAAAGGCAGAUUUGGUGAGGUGUGGCAUGGCCGGUGGUGUGGUGAAGAUGUAGCUGUGAAGAUAUUCUCCUCCAGAGAUGAGAGAUCGUGGUUUCGCGAGGCAGAAAUCUACCAGACCGUAAUGCUGCGACAUGAAAACAUCCUUGGCUUCAUUGCUGCCGACAACAAAGAUAAUGGAACCUGGACUCAGCUCUGGCUUGUAUCUGAGUACCAUGAACAGGGUUCCCUGUAUGACUACUUGAACAGAAACAUAGUGACUGAAGCUGGAAUGGUCAGACUGGCGCUUUCAAUAGCUAGCGGUCUGGCCCACCUCCAUAUGGAGAUUGUUGGGACACAAGGAAAACCUGCCAUUGCUCAUCGAGAUAUAAAGUCAAAAAACAUCCUGGUGAAAAAGUGUGAAACAUGUGCCAUUGCCGACCUUGGGCUGGCUGUAAAGCACGAUUCGGUACUGAACACCAUUGACAUACCUCAGAACCCAAGGGUGGGAACCAAGAGGUACAUGGCUCCAGAAAUGCUGGAUGAUACAAUGAACUUGAGUAUUUUUGAGUCCUUCAAAAGAGCUGAUAUCUAUUCUCUUGGUCUGGUUUACUGGGAAAUAGCCCGAAGGUGUUCAGUUGGAGGAAUUGUUGAGGAAUAUCAGUUGCCUUAUUAUGACAUGGUGCCUUCAGACCCCUCAAUCGAGGAAAUGAGGAAGGUUGUUUGUGAUCAGAAGUUUCGACCCAGUAUUCCAAACCAGUGGCAAAGCUGUGAAGCACUCCGGGUCAUGGGAAGAAUAAUGCGUGAGUGCUGGUAUGCCAAUGGCGCAGCACGUCUGACAGCCCUUCGAGUUAAGAAGACCAUAUCUCAACUUUGUGUCAAGGAAGACUGCAAAGCCUAAUUAUGAUAGUCAUGUCCCAAUGAAAUCUCUCACAGCUUUCUUUCUGGCUUUUCUGCUUUACUUGUGAAUGAUUUUUUUGUUGUUGUUGUUUUUGUUUGGUUUAGUUUGGUUCUACCUCAAAGAUAAUUCAGAACAGUAUUUAAGUGGCCAAAGGAAGCAUGGAAAGAUGACUUGAAGUUUUGCAUGGACAGACGUUGACUCUACCCAAUCUCCAUGUUGUCUUUGAUUUUACUUUGAAAAGUGGCAUGCCAACUCAUUUUUUUAUUUGAUGAGAAAGACAUUAUGGAAGUAUAAAAUAAGCUAUAUAAGAUAAUAAAAGUCAUGAAAGGCUUUAUCUUUUCACUUGAACCAAGAGCAUAUGAAUGAAUAGAGACAAACAUAGAGCUUUUCUGAGAUGAAAACAUAUUCAUCAGAAAUGUGGACUAGAAUGUGUAGCUAAACAAUUUAAAUCAUGCAAUCUACACUUGUUCAUGUUUAAAUUAACCGGAUUCUGAAAAAAUAAACAUUGCUCUGACUUAAAUAUAUGAAACAGGUUCAGGUGUGCAGACUCCUGCUUGUUAGUUCACUCCUCCUUGUUCCCAUACCCUUCAAAACUGACUACUACAGCGUUCCUUAAAGAAAUAGUUUGAAAGUGACAUAAGUCAUUACUUUCUCUGGUUUAUACGCCUGACAUCUGGAAACACUGAUAGGUUUUCCAAUGUUAUACAACUAAUUGCAGAGCUGGCAAUUGGUUUAAAUCUUGUGGCAAUUGACAAUGGGGUGCUAGAUCCAAUUCUCUCGAAUUCUUAUAGUACUUUUCUCCCCAUGUAGAAAAUCCCUCCAAUUAUGACCUUUGUAGUUUAGUUACAUAGGAAGCACACUAAUUCUGUAGAAUCACAAUGGCCCUACAGGAAAUCUCAUAACCAGAUCUAUCAAUAUUUUCUUCAUAGACAUGACAUAGUUGCCCCAUUUAGUAAUGAGCAUUAAUGUUUCCAGAACACUUCCAAAGAUGAAUCAAACAUGAAUAUCUAUUGUCUGAAGAUACAUUAUUUUUUAAAAGCAAUUCUAAGCUCUCUAUUAUUUCUGAACACACAAGGACUGAAAAGAAGGAGGAAGUAAAUAUUUUGAGAAAAAUUAAGAAAAUUAUUCAAAGACUCUAACAAUCAAUCCCUACAAAGAAUAUCAGCACUAGCCAUUUAAGAGAAACAGGUGAGUACAGUCAAACUGGUGAAUGUUGAUUGCAACACUAAACAUUUCUUUUCAGUCAGUAAUACUGCUUUACUGAAGGAGAUUUAACACAUCUUUUAUUCUUCCCAAACUCUGUUCCUAAGAACAUUCUUUUGUUGAGAUGAUCUAAGAACAAAGGUGUUCUUUCAUAAUGUCUCCAAGAGUGGAAAAGUACAUUAGCAUAUCAUGUGCUUUGAAGAAUCUAGCAGUAAAGAUAAGUUACUUGAUUUCUUUUUCUUAAAGACUGGAUUUCUCAAGAUUAUUUGAUCACCAUGAAAUUCUAAAAGCCAGGGAAAACUUAACUAUUCCUUAUUUAAGCAUUGGCAAAACACUGCUUGGGUAGCAGUAUUAUAAAAGAUAUGUAUAAUUUAGUGAUGUUACUUCAUUUCACUGUGGACAUAUGUUACCGAACACAUCUCCAUGUGAUUAACUUGAGAUAAGAAAGUCAGAAAAUUGACAGCUGUGGGGUUUGCGUAUACUUUGAUUUUCAUUCAUUUAUUCAUCCAUUUAUUAAAUAAAAAUGGAGCACCCCUUGUCUUGCUUGCCACAAUAUUGGGUACAAGUGAGAAUAAAAAGAUAGAUGGGUCCUGCCCUCAGGGAUUUUAAAGUCUAAUUUGGGAAUGGGAACAAAGAUGCAAACAGGUGGAGGAAGAAAGUAAGUUGACAGAUAAAAUACAAAGUGGGAUGUCUUGAGUUCUCCAUGACAGUGGGUUUCUAGAAUAGGUCUGAAAAUCACUUCAAUUUGCAACACAUUUAGCAAGAACCUUUAUUUAGAUAUUACAGUCUAAAUAUAUCAUCAUUUUGUAAAAGUGCCUAUGUGAAGGGAUCUUAAAAAGAACUUAUGUGAAAGGGUAAUAUUACUCAUGUUUGUUACCUUAUUUCUCACAGAUUGCUUCUUCAAGAAGGCGGAUGAGAUUAUUUAUGAUGGCUGUACUGUAGUCUUAAGUAAGAAUAAUAUUUCCUGUUUUAUUUGUUCCUGUUAGGUGAAUAUACUUAGUGA